UUAUCUUCAUCCACACAGCUUCCGGGUUAUAACACAGCGUAUUAGCCACUUACAUUUUCUUUUGAGCGAAGUCCUCGGCCAAGUUUAUCUUGGAAAAUGUCCCGAGGAUCAAGUGCAGGAUUUGAUCGUCACAUUACCAUCUUCUCUCCUGAAGGAAGACUUUAUCAAGUUGAAUAUGCUUUCAAGGCUAUCAAUCAAGGGGGACUCACAUCAGUCGCAGUUCGUGGGAAGGACUGUGCAGUUGUUGUCACACAGAAAAAAGUACCGGACAAACUCCUUGAUUCCGCCACAGUGACUCACCUCUUCAGGAUAACAAAUAACAUUGGAUGUGUAAUGUCAGGAAUGACAGCUGACAGUCGAUCCCAAGUUCAGCGCGCUCGCUAUGAAGCAGCUAACUGGCAAUACAAAUACGGCUAUGAGAUCCCUGUGGACAUGCUGUGUAAGAGAAUUGCAGACAUCUCCCAAGUCUACACGCAGAACGCUGAGAUGCGACCACUGGGCUGUUGUAUGAUUGUGAUCGGCAUAGACGAGGAAUGUGGGCCCCAGGUCUACAAAUGUGACCCAGCAGGCUACUACUGCGGCUUCAAAGCCACUGCUGCUGGGGUGAAGCAGACAGAAGCCACUAGCUUCCUGGAGAAGAAGGUGAAAAAGAAAUUGGACUGGACCUUCGAACAAACUAUUGAGACGGCUAUCUCUUGUCUUUCAACUGUCCUAUCCAUUGACUUCAAGCCCUCAGAGCUUGAGGUGGGUGUGGUCACAACGCAAGACCAUAAAUUCAGGAUUCUCACUGAAGCUGAAGUGGAUACUCACUUGAUGUCUUUGGCAGAGCGGGACUGAGCAACAAGAGAAUGUUGUCUUCUGUUUGAAUUUAAUUAGAGCAUGAUGCGAUAUGCCGUUUUCACAUGAACCCUUGAUUUCUCAUUUCUCCCACUGAAACAUUCAACAAUAAAAAAAGGUUUUGGAGUAAAAAUAAGUGUAUUUUUAUCCU
This is a messenger RNA of Corythoichthys intestinalis (scribbled pipefish), 988 nucleotides long. RefSeq names its product proteasome subunit alpha type-6. Lineage: Eukaryota; Metazoa; Chordata; Actinopteri; Syngnathiformes; Syngnathidae. The coding region runs from base 97 to 837 and encodes 246 amino acids. Gene Ontology annotation, biological process: ubiquitin-dependent protein catabolic process; proteasomal protein catabolic process. The transcript is spliced from 7 exons. Gene Ontology annotation, cellular component: nucleus; proteasome core complex; proteasome core complex, alpha-subunit complex. The record is from RefSeq and is a predicted model, not a curated record.